AUGGCCGUCGCGACUGCGAACGCGCGGUCAGCCUCUGUUGGAGGCGCCGAUCAAAUCCCGUCCGCUGCUGGGAGACCAGGAGGCCCACGUACUAUCAACUAUACCAGCCCGAGCAAGACUUCGGCAUAUGGCUACUACAACACAUUCCACACGCACUCGUUGCCAUCGACGCCGGAAACUCUUCCUCCGACCUACGAUACCGCCGUGACCACCACCCCUCGUCCUACGAACCGGGAGGUCCUCCCGAGAUACACGUGCUCCGUAAACCACGAAGGCGCCGGAUCGAUGAAGAGCGAGCUCUACACGCCUUUCCUCAUGACCAUCCAGCAGCAAUGGCAAGACGUCUACUUCGUCCUCCGCGGCACUCAACUGUCCAUAUACAAACUCAAGACUUCGACCUUUGGCCGCCCAGUUAAGCCGGCAGCGCCUGGACGCCUGAUCGAGACAUACACGCUGCAGCACGCUGAAGUGGGGCUGGCGACAGACUACAGCAAGGGAUGCUUAAGACCCAAGCGUGGCCUUGUGAGGCUUCUGCCCUCAUCCACUUGGCAAAAGGUGUACGAGUCGGAUCCCCAGCUCUUUGAGCCGGUGCGAGAGUUUGUGAUACGAUUGCGCCUGGAAGCGGAGCAGUUCGUCUUCAGUGUUGGAACGCAGGAGCAGAUGCUCGAUUGGGUGGAGAAAAUCUGCGCGGCGAUCGACAUUUCUCCGCCGCUAGAGAGCAGAAGCGAACCCAGGUACAGAACCAUGCCGCGGAGGAGCAGACGCCAGAGACAUCUUGACACGCGCACUCUGCAGAACCUGGACAAUCUGGAGAGCCUCGCCGAGGGCGUCAGAAUAUUACGCGAGCAGGAAAGGAUUCUGCGCGAGAUGUAUCCGCAGCUCACCGAGGGCGGCGCAGAUGCUGCGGAGGCAGGACCUCCUGUUGCGGACUCUCCUACCAACGACGCCGGCGCAGACGCGGAUACCUACGACCGGGAGGACUUCCUUUUCCCGACGAACUCCCUACGACCCGGUUCAGCACCUCCAGCGACCGCCCCAGCGCCCGCCUCCCAGCAACCCGCACUCGCAGCCCUAACCACUACCCAAAUCCCAUCCUACAACCCCAAAACAGCCGCCCCCCGCACCUCCUCCGCCGCGCAAACCCUCCGCUAUCGCCGCCGCUGCUGCCCCGUCCUCCUGUACCACUCCUCCCGCGCCUCCCCCGUCGUAAUGCGCCGCGGCGUGCGCAUGCGCCUGGACCGCGAGCGCCAGCUCCUAGUCGAAUUCGAAGAACACCCGCCUAAAUACGACGCGCACGGCUUCUCGGCCGUUGAGCGCGCCGCAGCCUUAAACGCACAAGCGGCGCCCGAGGCCCGUGCAAGGCCGCAGAUACAGAGAGCGCAGACGCACGACUCGGACUCCUCGUCCGUGGUAGCGGAUGACGGCUCCGUCGACGCACAAGGCCGCGCUGACAUGAUCGGUGAUGAGCUGUCGAGGAGCGUGACCGAGGAUGCGACACCCCCGCCGAGUCCGGGGUUUGCGAGCGGCAGGGCGAAGGAGGCUAUGACUGUUACGGUGGGUGGGAAGAGCAUUACCGUACCGCAUCCGGAGCACGUUGGGUUUGGGUUUGCGAUGGGGUUGGGGGGGAGGGGCAUUGUUGGCGUUUGA
Coniosporium apollinis CBS 100218 is the source of this 1647-nucleotide messenger RNA. RefSeq lists its product as uncharacterized. The coding region runs from base 1 to 1647 and encodes 548 amino acids. Lineage: Eukaryota; Fungi; Ascomycota; Dothideomycetes. The record is from RefSeq and is a predicted model, not a curated record. The transcript has a single exon.